Lingula anatina is the source of this 5695-nucleotide messenger RNA. RefSeq names its product serine/threonine-protein kinase SIK3. Lineage: Eukaryota; Metazoa; Brachiopoda; Lingulata; Lingulida; Lingulidae. Gene Ontology annotation, molecular function: tau-protein kinase activity; ATP binding. The record is from RefSeq and is a predicted model, not a curated record. Gene Ontology annotation, cellular component: cytoplasm. Gene Ontology annotation, biological process: microtubule cytoskeleton organization; protein phosphorylation; intracellular signal transduction.
AAGGAGAUCCCAGUUUCCACGGCACCAGUGAUGCCUUUGACACCAGUGUCUUUGACACUGUGAUCACUAUAAAUAAGGUUUUCAUGAGACGUUCACCACUUGACUUUUGGUGUAUUAUUCAGACUAAAAAUCAACUGAAGUUUUCAGUAUUUCAUCCAACAAUCCACUCGUCCUGCAGCUAACAAGCGCUCGAUCACACUAGCUCCUGUAGAAAUUGACCUAUUUCUGAAAUAGAGGCUCCGGAGAUAUUUUGCGUAAACAAAAUGGCGGACCAGCUGGUUGCAAGCAGGAAAAAUGUUGCGCCAGUUCGGGUGGGUUACUAUGAGAUGGAGAGAACGAUCGGGAAAGGGAACUUUGCAGUCGUCAAGCUGGCCAAUCAUCUCAUUACCAAAUCCAAGGUUGCCAUCAAAAUCAUUGACAAAACACAGCUGGAUGAAGAAAACCUCAGGAAGAUAUUCAGGGAGAUUCAGAUUAUGAAACUUCUCUGUCAUCCAAAUAUUGUUAGGUUGUACCAGGUUAUGGAGACGCCAAGGAUGCUUUAUCUAGUCAUGGAAUAUGCAAGUGGAGGGGAAAUCUUUGAUCACCUGGUAGCACAUGGAAGAAUGAAUGAGAAAGAUGCCAGGAAAAGAUUCAAGCAAAUAGUAGCUGCGGUGGCUUACUGCCACAAGCAUCACGUGGUGCACAGAGAUCUUAAGGCUGAAAACUUACUCCUAGAUGCUAAUCUCAAUAUUAAGAUUGCAGACUUUGGUUUUAGCAAUCAUUUCCAAGCAGGUGCCCUUCUGAAGACUUGUUGUGGUAGUCCCCCUUAUGCCGCCCCAGAAUUAUUUGAAGGCAAAGAAUAUAAUGCUCCAAAAGUAGAUAUAUGGAGUCUGGGUGUGGUCCUCUACGUGUUAGUGUGUGGGGCUUUGCCCUUUGACGGGAGCACACUGCAAAGUUUACGGGCACGGGUCCUGGCCGGCCAAUUUCGUAUUCCCUUCUUCAUGUCCACAGAAUGUGAGCAUCUGAUCAGAGGGAUGCUGAGAGUAGAUGCAAAUAAAAGGUAUAACAUGUCGCAAAUCAUGGAGCACAAGUGGAUGAAGCUUGGUGACGAGGAUGUCAUCUUUGAUGCGACGCGGAAAGAUUACAUGUGCGAAGACGAGGGCCUAGAGGAUGAAGGUCUCAACGAACAAGUCCUGCAGCAAAUGGAGAGUUUACAUAUAAGUAGAGAAACAGUAUUACAGUCAGUCCAAGGCAAGUGCUAUGACCAUAACAGUGCAAUCUACCACUUACUUCAUGACAAACUAAAACGCCACCACAACAAAGCCAGCAACUCACUGGUGCCUGACAGCCUGCCUAUUGCCACGCGGACAGAAAGGCGCUCUAGUAUUACUACAGGAGUAGUGGAGCGUGUUGAAGUCCCUGUGGAAAAUGACAAAAAUACCAAUACAUCAGUAUCGCCCCACAUCAGUCCGGUCCCGCAGCAAAUGCCUUUCUUUGGACAGAAUCCAGCUUGUUUGCCGUUGUCGGAUUCUGACAGUGAUGGAGAAGAACCGUCCCCUGAGGCACUGGCACGCUACCUAGCCAUGCGGCGCCACACAGUGGGUGUAGGGGACCCGCGUCACGAGCCACCAGAAGACAUGCGUGUGCGCCUUGCUCAUCAUCAGCCAAUCACAGCAUUACCACAGCUGCCCACCUUUACGCCGACUAGUUUCCUGCCUCACAUCAACCUGCCGCAAAACUUGCCACCAGUACAGAAUUUCUCACCACAGAACUUUAUGGAGAAGGAUCCCCAUCUACUGAAACCCCCUUCUGUUCUCAGUGGAGGAAUGCCAGCACACUGGGGAAGAAGGGCCUCGGACGGUGGGGCAAAUAUCCAGCUGUUCUCACAGUAUUUCCAGCAGCAGCAGGUCUAUGGAGGAAGAGGAAGUCAAACCCAACAGACUGGGAGCCAUGAAGGAGUGGGGAUGCUGUCUCCGGGUCACACGCUGCCGUCGCCAUCCAUACAGACACCUGUCACACUGGAGGAAGGUCAGACGUCUGACAAUGAGCCUGACGAUGAGGAUGUUUCUAGGUAUCUUCAAACGAGGGGCAAGCGCCACACGCUGGCCAUGGCGAGUGCCGUACAUGAAGUCCCUGAGGAGCUGCAGGAGCAGCUGGCUCUUCAUCCAAUCAGAGGGCGGCGUGGAGGCAUGCUGACCCCUGGUGAGAGAUUACCCAGUCGGGACUCUUUCAAAGAUGUGAAUUCUCUCCAUCUGCCAAAUGAGCGUUUCUCCCCGGUGCGGCGUGCCAGUGAUGGGCUAGCCAGUAUACAUAAGUACCAAGUCCACCUUGAGAACCUGUACAAACAGACUCUCCGGGAGCAACAGAGGUCACAAAACAGUCUGAAACAGUUGCAGCAAGAACAUCAGAAAUUACAGAAAACAGUGGGCAACACUUCUCCGGUGAACCAGGCUGAGCUUCAGCAACAACACGCUCUCCACCGACUACAACAACAACAACAACAUCAACAUCAUCAACAACCGCAACAGAGCAUGCAUACCACAUCUCCAGAAAGUCAGGUAGAACUGCAACAACUACACAGAUUACAGCAGCAACAACGUGGCGUGCAUCCCUCUCCGCCCCCACCGCCGCUAACACCUACAGGCCAUGACAUGCAGGCGGACGUCCAGGCAGCAAGUUUAUACAUGCAGCGCCUGCACCUCCAGCAGUAUCAAACAGGUAGUCCACCGCCAGUUCCCUCACCGAGCUUUCAUUUGAUGGAUCGCAAUAGAUCCAGUCCACCUGCCUAUAAUUCUCUUCAUCAUAAAACUGAAAAUACCCCACAAUCUUUCCAUAUGGUUUCUCCCCAACCACAACAACGAACAAGCCCACCACCAAAGAACUUACAGAUGAUCAAAGAAGACACCGACGCUAAUGAGGAAGGGAACAAUGGAGAGGUUGAGAUGGAAGAAGAGCAGACCCAAGUGCUACAGCGACGACGGCAAAAUUUUUCUCUCAAUCCACAAAUCAGUAUAACGGACACUUUGGGGCAUGUGACUCCCGUGGUGUCGGGCCUCAGUGACGAGACCAGUGGCACAGAUGACUCAAGUGGCAUGCCAGCAAGUCAUGUAAUAUCAUCACCAGCUUACACCACAGAGAGCCAGUAUAGAAACUCUGUGGGGGGCCGCCCUGUGGGGGGUCCUGGGUACUCCAUGAUGACCACGUAUCCUGGUAUGAACUUGACGUCAGUCUCUCCGACCUCUGAACCUACUCCGUCCUAUCAUGAUUACACCGCCUCCCCUCUCAACUCCACAAUGCCCAUGAUGGGCCUGUUUAAUGUGAACCAUAACUACCAUGCUGGCUUGGCGAGGGGAGGGGGAGAGGGUGGUGAACCAAGGUCACCCAGUAUGGGUGAAGUCAGUCCACGAUCACCAAGUCACAGUGGUGUUGGCGGUGGAGGUGUCCGCCAUCACCGGCGGUACCACACCGUUCAGAACACCAGAGAUGCACUGAUACAGGCCCAGAGAAUCCAUCAACAACAACAGCAACAGCAACAUCAGCAGCAACAUCACAUUCCACCUUACAUGCAACUCACAUCCCUCUUUGACCCAAAUGCCUCGUCAAAUAUCCACAGCCUCUCCAGUAGCACAGGGGAGCUCACGCUUUCACAGAACUUUCUCAAACUCGGCUCGCCUAGCGAGCUCCCAGCAUCCACCAGUGUCGAGGGAAUGAAUCUUCGUAACAGUCUGAGCGACAUGUCACAGGACUUCAAGUUCGCUUUAGCAAUGAAUUUAACCUCCAAAAAAGCAUUAAGUGAGAUUUUAUCGGAAGUGAAAAGGACACUGGAUACGAAGGGGGCUGAAAUUGCAUAUCAGUUCUCAGACAAUUUAUUUCAACUCAAAAACUGUGAUGUUCAGAUGGAGAUGGAGGUGUGCUGCAGUGGCGCCAUCAAUGGGCUGCGAUUUCGCAAAAUUUCAGGCGACCAAUGGCAGUACAAGAAACUGUGCAACGAGCUAUUAGCAGGCAUGGAUCUUUGAGAUCCCCUGUAGCUGUCCAUUUUCUUUCUUUUUUUGCCUCAUGCCAUGUGAAGCGUUUUAUAUAUAUAUCAAUUUAUAUAUAUAAAAAUAUAUAUAUACAAGUCAUUGUAACUCAUUAUCAUCAUGUUAUGCUAUCUAAAUGGUCACCAUGUGGUACACUUACAUUGCCAUUAAUGUACUCCUUUGGUCCCCAUAUGGUAUUGAUAAUUGUGGCACACCUUGUACAACAUACCGUGGUACUUUUUAUUGUACAAUUGCAGUAUUCAUAUUCUGUCUAUUUAAUGUGGUACGUAUAUUGUACAAGUAUGGUAUUAAUAUUGUAAUUGCCUAGUUAUCGGAAUAGUGUUGACCCGGUAUGAAUGUAAUAUUUAAGUUAUGCAGCCUUACUAUGGUUGUAGAUGUAGAAAUUGUACUUUUGGUUUUCGUAUGUCACAGAUGAGUUACCAAUUUUGGUAUUCUGAGAAGGUAUAUUAAAUUAUUCAGCAAAUCUCAUCAACUGAUAGCAAACUGUUGUUAUAGAUGGUUUGGAUGAUAUAAAGGACUGAUAACAUGAUUUUUGUCACCUUAAAAUGAAAAAAUUAUAGUAUCAAAAAUGUUUGAGGAAAAAAAUAGUUUUGGUGGAAAAAGAUCUUUGUAACUUUACUUUUUGGUAAAAAAGGAGAGUGUGAAAAAGUUCGUGCAUAAUUUUGCAUUUAAUGUGCAGAUAAGUAAGCCACCUCAUUUAUGAGGGCAGACGACACUGGCCAUCUAUAGAUGGCAGUGCAAGUCUGUUCCAAAAUGAGGCCAAGAUGACCUAUUUUUAAUUUUUACAUAUUUUUGCAUUGUCUGCUGUUUGUUUUUCUUUUAUCCAUGUCUUAAUGAAACAGCUGCGGGUAGUCCUGGACAUCAACAGCAAUGUAUUAUACAUAAUAUUAGUAUUUAAGACUCACUUUCGUAUAUUAUAAUAUUUUGCACUGCCAUCAUUUUUGCAUUAGAUCACCCUCAACACCUAUUAUUCUAACUGGCUGUAUGUGUUGUCUGUUGUAUUCAUUUAUUUUCAGUAACUAUGUGAUAUUUAAUCAAAUACUUGACUCAUUUGGUGCUACUAGUGGUAAUAAUACACAAAAUGCAUUGCAUUGUUGGAUGGAUAUUAACACGGGCUUGGGGUUCCAAGGCAGAAUGAACAAUGUUUGACAUAAAGCAUCCUCUCCCUUGGGGAUUUCUAAAAUUAUCUUUUGAGGAAGGAAAAAAUUCAAAUCUGAAUUCUGCUGUUGUAGGAUUGAAAAUAGACUUGCUCAGUUGUUGAAGGCAUAGGGGGUAAAUAUUGAUUCAAAACCCUUUUAUCAAACCAGUUUUUGGUACUUUUUUCUUGACAUUCGGUACCAACUCUUUUGCGAUUAAUUCUAAAAAUGCAUCAAAUUUGAUUCUUUUGCUCAGUUUUUUUUUUUUUUUACUUUGUUCCUUGUGAUGCAAGUGCAUUGCUUUAAUGAGCCUCUGUUCUUUAUCUCAAUUUUCACAAUGUCUUAAGUUCAAGUUUUUUAAACAAGGCAUAAUCAUGUCUUGCUUAUCUGUUACAAAACUUGGUUUCAUUAAAAAAAAAUCCCUCUUUGUCUUUAUUUUGACAGUAUUUUAAGAAGAUUCCUUUGGAUAAAAAAGUAUUUUACUAUGGAUUUAAUUGGUUCUGUCAUUGCCAUGUGAGACUAUGUAGCAUGGAUGGGGUA